Durotheca rogersii is the source of this 776-nucleotide messenger RNA. Its product is annotated as ribose 5-phosphate isomerase. Gene Ontology annotation, biological process: carbohydrate metabolic process. Gene Ontology annotation, cellular component: intracellular anatomical structure. The record is from RefSeq and is a predicted model, not a curated record. Bases 58 to 528 code for a protein of 156 amino acids. The transcript has 3 exons. Gene Ontology annotation, molecular function: isomerase activity. Lineage: Eukaryota; Fungi; Ascomycota; Sordariomycetes; Xylariales; Xylariaceae.
AAGGCACAAUACCUGAGGCGACGUUGAGAGGAGCUGCCCCGCCGACAGAACGCAACGAUGGCUUCUCCGAAGUGGAAGAUUGCGGUCGGCUGUGAUGACGCCGGCGUUAGCUAUAAGGACAAGAUCAAGGCCGAUUUCGAAAACGACCCGCGAGUCGAAUCCGUAGUCGACGUUGGUAGCCACGCAAGUUCCGACAAGACUGCCUACCCUCACCGAGCAGCUGCGGCAGCUCAACUUGUCGCUGAUGGCAAGGUCGACAGGGCCCUGCUCAUCUGCGGUACGGGGUUGGGUGUUGCCAUCUCCGCGAACAAGAUCAAGGGCGUCCGAGCCGUGACCGCCCAUGAUAGCUUCUCCGUAGAGCGCGCGGUGCUGAGCAACAAUGCUCAGGUCCUCUGCAUGGGUGAAAGAGUGAUCGGCCUGGAACUCGCCCGCCGACUAGCCAAGGAAUGGCUUGGGUACGUGUUCGACACGGCGAGUGCAAGCGCGGCUAAGGUACAGGUGAUCACCGACCUCGAGAAGAGCCUAUGAGCCAAGCGGACUUGCUUUUGGGCAGCGGGAAGAUGUGAUGUGCGGAUAAGAUAAUAAUGUGGGAGAUGUGGUGGGCCUGGCAGCUACAUUUUCGACAGUCUCUCCCGCCUCUACACCACCUACUGGCAAUUCUCGCUAGCUUGCCUCUCUCGUCUGACAUCGUUAGAUCUUCUUUCGCCCGGACCUUGUACUAGAAACCCUAAACCUAGGAGAUUUCUAGCAGUAGAUAGCACGAGUCAUCAUAGACA